UAAAGCGAGAGGGGAAAGAGGCGCGCACGCCAGCCCAACAACACACAUUCCCCGACUCCGGCGACGACGCGCCCCGCUCCUCCUCCCCCCCCUUCCUAUCUAAAUCCCCUCGCCUCGACGACCCUGUAGCUGACGAAGCGAGUGUGGAAUUGGAAUCCGUAUCCCGAACCGAAUCUCGCGCGUGAGGUGCGGAGGGAGAGGAGAAUGCCGCCUCCGGCCGCGCUGCUCCUCACCUCGGCCUCCGGCUCCGCGGGGCUGUCGCUGAGCCUAGCUCCCAGGCUGCCGCACCUGCGCCCCCCGCGGCGGCUGCUGCCGCCCCGGCUCCGGCCUGCGAGGAUCCGUGCCGCGGCGGCUGUUGGAGGCGAGUUCGGCGGCCUCGGCAGGCGCCGCGUCGACGCUGGCGAGUUCGUCGAGCGGCUGCGGAACGUGCUCCCGGGGGGCAGCUGGUGGCGCCUCGAGGACAGCGAGGAGGGCGGCGGCGGAGGCGCCGAGGCCAGCGGGGCCACGGCGGCGUCCGCGCUCAAGCGGAUGUGGGCCCUCGUCGCCGCCGACCGCUGGGUCGUGUUUAUCGGCUUCGCGUCCCUCGUCUGCGCCGCGCUCUCGGAGAUCGCUAUACCACAUCUACUUGCGGCGUCCAUCUUCUCGGCGCAGAAUGGAGGGGCGGUGUUCUACCGGAACGCUAAGCUUCUGGUUGUUCUAUGUUUGAUUUCCGGAGUGUUUAGUGGUGUGCGAAGCUGCUGUUUUGGUAUUGCGAACAUGAUAUUGGUCAAGCGUAUGAGAGAAAUGCUGUUUGACUCCAUCCUUUCUCAGGAUAUUGCCUUUUUUGAUGAAGAAACUGUCGGGGAUUUGACAAGUAGGCUUGGUUCUGACUGCCAGCAAGUGUCUCGAGUCAUUGGCAAUGAUCUUAAUUUGAUUUCACGCAAUUUGCUUCAGGGUGUCGGUGCAUUGAUCUAUCUUCUAAUUUUAUCAUGGCCUCUUGGACUCUGCACUAUGCUUACUUGUGGGACAUUGUCAACAAUUAUGCUAGUUCAUGGACGGUACCAGAAAAAGGCAGCUAAGUUCGCACAAGAGUUCACAGCAAGUGCCAAUAAUGUUGCUCAAGAGGCGAUAACUUUGGCUAGGACAGUGCGGGUCUAUGGGACAGAAAAGCAAGAGUUUAAGAGGUAUGCAAAGUGGCUGGAUAAGCUGUAUGAUGUAAGCUUUCGGCAGACAAUGGCUUAUGGAGGCUGGAGUUUGAGCUUGAACUAUCUAUACCAUUCUACUCAGGUCGUUGCAGUUUUGAUUGGAGGAAUAUAUAUCAUGUCAGGGAAAUUAACUGCUGAGCAACUGACAAAAUUCACACUGUAUGCCGAGUGGCUGAUUUUGUCUACCUGGUGGAUUGGAGACAACUGGUCCUCCUUGAUGCAGUCUGUUGGAGCAAGUGAAAAGGUCUUCCGCUUGAUGGAUCUCUUGCCUAGCAGGCAGCUUACCUCUAAAGGCCUCAGGUUACAGAAGUUGGAAGGGCGAAUUCAGUAUGCAGAUGUAGCAUUUUCAUAUCCUUCAAGGCCUUCAGUACCAAUUUUGAGAAGACUGAAUCUAACACUGCAUCCAAAUGAAGUAGUUGCAAUUGUUGGUCUUAGUGGAAGUGGCAAGAGUACUAUUGUGAACCUACUACUUCAACUAUAUGAACCGACAAAUGGGCAAAUUUUAAUAGAUGGCGUGCCAUUGAACGAGCUUGAUACCAGAUGGUUUAGGGAAAGAAUUGGUUUUGUGGGGCAGGAGCCUAAGUUAUUCCGAAUGGAUGUUAGUUCUAAUAUUAGGUAUGGCUGCCCAAGAGAAGUUAGCCAUGAAGAAGUAGAGUGGGCUGCAAAACAGGCUUACGCUCACGAUUUCAUAAUGUCUCUUCCUGAUGGUUACAACACCAUUGUUGACGAUGCUCUUCUUAGUGGAGGCCAAAAGCAACGUGUUGCUAUUGCAAGGGCCCUUCUGAGAGAUCCGGCCAUCUUAGUACUUGAUGAAGCCACUAGUGCGCUUGAUGCUGAGAGUGAACAUUAUGUGAAGAGCGUCAUUACAGAAGUUAGCGCUGAUAAGGCUGGGAGAACUGUGAUUAUUAUAGCUCACAGGCUAUCUACGAUUCAAACAGCUGAUAGAAUUAUUGUGAUGGAAAAUGGUAGUAUCGUGGAGGACGGAAAACACAGUGAGCUUAUCAAGCAGGAUGGUUUGUAUUCAAGGCUAGCUCGGCGACAAGAUGACACUCUCCCAUAGCCCUGAAAUCACAGAAGGUGGUUUAGCAAGCAGUCCACGAGGUUUUUUUCAAGUGGAACGGCGGGCAAGAGAGUCGUCUGUCAUUGGAGUAUUCAUUACGUCCGGCCAUGGCCCGUUGGUCAAAUAAUUGAGGUUACCUCGAAGUGUCCGGUUCUAAUGAUUCGCAUAUACCAACUAACCGAACUAAAAUUUAAAACGCUCUAAAAGGAGCAAGCGACGGCAAUAUAUGGAUUCACAAAAUGGAGUAGUUCAUACAUGAUUCAUUUACCAAAACAUUGUCAGAUGCAACCUGUAACUACGUAUAUAGGCAUUCUGGAGCUCAGACCAUCUAGACCCUGUAAUUAACUGGUCUGUCAGAAAAUUUACUCCAAUUUUGACAUGUACCUAAGCAUUCAUAUACUAGUACUGACUAUGUUCUUGUAUAUGCAAAUACUAUUUCCAAGAUUAUACGAUGCAAUGGACGUGCUACGUGGCAA
This is a messenger RNA of Brachypodium distachyon (stiff brome), 2720 nucleotides long. Its product is annotated as ABC transporter B family member 26, chloroplastic. Gene Ontology annotation, biological process: transmembrane transport. Bases 205 to 2244 code for a protein of 679 amino acids. The transcript has 18 exons. Lineage: Eukaryota; Viridiplantae; Streptophyta; Magnoliopsida; Poales; Poaceae. Gene Ontology annotation, cellular component: membrane. Gene Ontology annotation, molecular function: ABC-type transporter activity; ATP hydrolysis activity; ATP binding. The record is from RefSeq and is a predicted model, not a curated record.